CUCGGACCAGUUCUGACCUCAGUCUGGUGGUUUACACAGUCCUGCCUUCGCACGACGAUAAGAACUGACAGCUACUUUACUCGUCAAUCCAUCGAAACCCAAAAUGACAUCAAUCCACAACCAGCCAAUCACAGAAAUCCAGAUCUCCCUGAACAAGGAGCAGGAGGACAAGCUAGAAAAAGCAGGUUUCACCAGAGUUCCUGGUGACCUCAACAGCGGCACUUCUGGGCCCGUGGAGUUCCUGUGGUACAGAAGAGGGACCAGCAGAGCGGUCACCAGAGUCCAGUUCUCCUUCAUGGAAGAGAUGAACGAAGGUCUGACUGCCUCCGGCUUCACCCUGAUCAACAAGAACAUCAACACCGGCACCUCAGGAAACCCCAUAUUCCUGUGGUACUUGAGUUGCACCACUCAGUUCGACUCCCCCGUCCUGGACCUGAAGGUGACCACCAAGGUGGAGGAGGAGCCGGAGCUGUUCCUCAACGGCUGGGAGCGCAUGGGCCUCGACUUGAACCGCAACGCUGGUGGACAUCCAGUUUACGUCUGGCUGUUAAGGGAAGCGACUACAUACAUCUGCAGCAUCACGGCCACCCUGAGUUUCUCUGAAGACAAAGAGCUGUUCCAGCAGGGCUACGUCCGUGUGGACGAAGACACCAACCGCGGAGCGUUUCCUAUCGGUUCUGCAGUGUUCCCCUGGUUCCGCCAAACCAAGAUCAAAGGUGAAGGCAUCACUGAAAUAGAUGUUUCUCUGAAUAGAGAACAGGAGAUCGAGCUGCAGGCCAAGGGCUUCACGAAGGUCGAUAAAGACCUCAACGAGGUCGCCAAUGGAGACCCUGUGUACCUGUGGUACAUGCACAGCCAGGCUCCUGCCAUCCAGUUCCUCACCGUGUUAGUCGGUGAAGUCGCUCUGAGCGUCUAUAAAAGAGCCGGCGUCUGCAACAUCGUGGAGAAAAACCUCAACAGCGGCAAUAAUGGAGUUUCCCUUUACAUCGCAUACAAGUAAGAGUGGCCAGAUAGUGUGGGGUCCAGCAGGGGACAGGGGAGGGUAGUAGGGGUCACUCAAGUCUAACUUCAUUUAUUGCAGCUUUUACUAAUAUAACUCCAUUUAUUACUCUGCACACAAACAGACAGUGCUGUGAAAACGUUUUGGGCACCUGAGAAACUUUGAAGUGUAAAUGUGUUUAUCUGAGCAGUCGGCCUUUAUUUGCUCAGUGAAAUUAGAGUAAACACAGAACAUCAACACAGUAAGCAGUGAUGUUAUGAAUAUGUAUGUAUUUGUUUAACUGUUUCCAGGCCUCUCCUUGACGAAGCCCUGUAUUCCCUGAGUUUACCAUCCAAAUUUAACAUGAAUUCUGGAGGCAUUCAGCAGGAAUAUGGAACCAGACUUUGCCUUUCAAACUAGAUCAACUACUUUGUAAAAAGCGGUUUUAAAUAGUGUUUUUCGGUCCUUAAAAUGUUUUGUACAGCACUGUAGCUCCAUUUAUUACAGCACUCCCAUGCAGUGGACGGAAUAAUCACCACUCCUUUUAAAUAUGGUCACAUAAUCUAUCUCUCCCUGCACUGUUUCAACUUAAUGCUAUCUUAGAAAGCUUAGUUCGCCUGUGAAGGGCUGAUGUGAUUGGGUGAUUUCGUGUGCACGUGUUGUACAUAUCAGUAUAUUCAGCACAGUGAUUCUCAUCUGGAAUACGGGCUGGUCCCACGAAAACACGGAACAUCUACAGCCUCAGCCUCAGCAUCACCUUCAGUGAUCGAGAAACAUCCUUUACUUCCACCUCUAACAUUUCACAAUCUGGAAAACAAUCUGCACCCGUGAAAGUUGAGAGGACCUCGGACUAAACAGCCCAAAUCAGCGCUGACAGUUAAAGCCGUGUGAAGAUUGUAUCUGUUGGAGUGAAUAAUGUAAACGAUGUGUUCAUCUCAUCCUCUGCAUUUCUGUUCUUUCUCUGAUUAAAGCAUCAUAAAAGACUGUC
This is a messenger RNA of Colossoma macropomum (tambaqui), 1967 nucleotides long. RefSeq lists its product as uncharacterized. The transcript has 2 exons. NCBI's taxonomy places the organism in Eukaryota, Metazoa, Chordata, Actinopteri, Characiformes, Serrasalmidae. The record is from RefSeq and is a predicted model, not a curated record. The coding region runs from base 104 to 1000 and encodes 298 amino acids.